CCAACUAUACCAAGACCUGGUCCAGUUCCUUUACUCUUACACCCAUAUCCAAUAUAGCUCCUUUCCAGUCUCCAUGCUCUUCAUUUGAGAUCAUGAACAGACAACCCCCAGCUAAGAAAAAAACAGGCAAGCCCCCAUCACUACAUUUAAAAAGCAUCAACCGCCCUCUAUAUUUUGCUUCACCCAUCUUCCCCAUCUCCUCCUCCCUUCUCUCUGUCUCUCUCUGUCUCAACACCCACCAUGUAUAAUCUCAGAAAAAGAAGUAAACUCUUGUUUACUCUAUUACCCAUUUCAGCCAUUGUCUUAAUCCUACUCUCCUCAGUAACCCAUUUGAAAAGGAGCCCCAAAACCACUGAUAUCCCGCUCAUACAUUUUCACAAACACAUCCAAGUAGCCCACUCAACAUGCCAAGGAACACUCUACCCACACAUAUGCGUCUCAACCCUCUCUUCCUUCCCAGAUCUUGCUUCCAAAUCACUCCCGGAGAUAAUCUCAGCCAAUGUAAACCACACCAUGUACGAGGUGAAAGCAACCUCCAAAAACUGCACCAGCCUCCGAAAGAAGCUCAAGAAUCGUCUCGAUCUCUUUCAAAAGAGAUCUCUCGACGAUUGCCUUGAGCUUUUCGACGACACCAUUGCCGAGCUUAUCACAACUCUCUCCGAUCUCAUCCCUCAGAAAUCAACCUCCACGCAUUUCCAUGACUUACAAACGUUGUUAAGCGCCGCGAUGACCGACCAGCAGACGUGCCUUGACGAGUUGGUUUACAGCAAAGCAGGAGUCGGAGACGAAAUCAAGAACAGCUUGUCUAAGAUCUCUCACCACCUAAGUAACUCCUUGGUCUUGCUCAAGAGAAUCCCGCCUCCGGCGGUUAAAACAUCCAUGUCGUCCGAGGUUUUCCCCGAGUAUGGAGGCAUGAAACACGGGUUUCCAUCAUGGGUUUCUCCGAAAGAUCGAAAACUUUUACAAUCUUCGGUGAAUAAGACCAAAUAUGACUUGGUGGUGGCUAAGGAUGGCACUGGAAAUUUCACCACCAUUGGUGGGGCAGUGGCUGCAGCUCCAAACUCAAGCACAACCAGGUUUGUGAUAUACAUAAAGGCAGGGGCAUAUUUUGAGAAUGUGGAGGUAGAGAGGAAGAAGACCAAUUUGAUGUUCAUUGGUGAUGGGAUUGGAAAGACGGUCGUGAAAGCGAGUAGGAAUGUGGUGGAUGGGUGGACUACAUUCCAGUCAGCCACCGUAGCUGUGGUGGGGGAUGGAUUCAUAGCCAAGGGCAUAACCAUUGAGAACACAGCAGGGCCAAGCAAACAUCAAGCCGUGGCCUUAAGGAGCGGCUCAGAUUUGUCAGCAUUCUACAAAUGCAGCUUUGUUGGCUACCAAGACACCCUCUAUGUUUAUUCCCUCAGACAAUUUUACAGAGAAUGUGACGUCUACGGCACCGUUGACUUCAUCUUUGGCAACGCUGCUGUGGUACUCCAAAACUGCAACUUAUAUGCCCGCAAACCAAAUGAGAACCAAAAGAACAUUUUCACUGCACAAGGGAGACUUGACCCCAACCAAAACACUGGGAUCUCAAUCUUGAACUGCAAAGUCACGGCUGCAGCGGAUUUGAUUCCUGUCAAAUCAUCCUUCAAAACGUAUCUGGGCCGUCCAUGGAAAGAGUACUCUAGGACUGUUUUUCUUAGAUCAAACAUUGAUGAUCUGGUGGACCCGGCUGGAUGGUUAGAAUGGAAUGGCACGUUUGCAUUGAGCACCCUUUAUUAUGGGGAGUAUAAGAACCGAGGCCCAGGCUCAAAUACAAGUGCAAGAGUGACUUGGCCUGGUUAUAGGGUCAUCAACAGCUCAACCGAGGCAAGCCAGUUUACAGUGGGGGCUUUUAUACAGGGAAGUGAGUGGCUGAAUUCUACUAGUAUUCCUUACUUUCUCAAUUUGAGUUGAAGGCAGAAAAUUAAAGCCUCCUCUUUUGUUUUGGGAAAGGUUUAAAAUAAACUCUUGAGUAAACGUGUCAUUACAGUCUACUCCUUAGAUUUCUAAUUUUGAGUUUUAAAUUCUUGAAGUUAUUUGGAAGUUUUA
Molecule: messenger RNA, 2067 nt
Organism: Corylus avellana
Lineage: Eukaryota; Viridiplantae; Streptophyta; Magnoliopsida; Fagales; Betulaceae
Product: pectinesterase
Biological process (GO): cell wall modification
Molecular function (GO): pectinesterase activity; enzyme inhibitor activity
Source: RefSeq, a predicted model, not a curated record